UUUGGUCGUGCUCCCUGCCCAGCCAGAGCCAAGAACCAGACCGGGUUUCUUACCCAUAGCGGUGACGGCGGCGAGGACAAUCUGCAGUUGCAAACGAGACGGAGAUGGAGGUGGAUGCGUGGGGGAAGAGCGACCACAAGGGGGAAGGGGAAGGCGAAGCGUCGAAGAGGAGGAACAUAGACUCCGAUGCGGAGGUUGCGGUGUGGGACCGCGAGUUGAUGUGGUUGCAGAUGGAUUUGGAGGAGUUGUGUACGGAGACGAAGGCGGUGAGGAAGAAAGUCCUCGUUGGGGAAGAGGUAGGCAAAUCAGUGAAUUCAGACGCGGAGCUGACGAAGAGGACGGAGCCGGAGAUAAUGAUGAAGAGGGAGGCGGCGAGGGAGAUACACUUCGAAGUGGAAGGGACAGGCAAAUCGGUGAAGAUAGAGGCCGAUGCGGAGUGGAAUAGCGGGAAGGGGGAGGUAAUGAGGAAGAGGGAGGGUGCUAGGAAGAGAGGCUCCAAAGGGAAAGGGAAAGGCAAAGCGGUGAACAUGUACUAUGCCGAAAAGUUGCAGCGGGAGUUGGAGAAGUAUGAGGAGUAUAAGAAGAGGAUGGAGGAAGAGUUUGAUCCGAACUCAGAGGAGGUAACGGACCCUUAUGCCUUCGAAGCUAGGUCCUUCGAAAAGUGGUGGAACGAUGUCUAUGCCAGGACGGGCUACGGUCGCUUCGAGGACAACACGUCCAUCCCUUGCAAGCGUUUUACAUUUGAUCCCGCUCCAUGUGGUGCCAUAAAGUGCGAAACCCUACAGGUGUUUUCAGUCAAAGUUGCAGAAUUAACAGGAGGUUUACAGUGGCCGCUUGAUGUGUUUGGUAUGGUUGCGCUACGCGACACAAUGGAUUUCAAUCGCAAUAUUAUCUUCGAGUGCGGAAGGGAUAACUGUCAAACCCUCACCGAUGAGAAUCCAUAUCUAGUACUGACAGGUCCUGUGCGCGGUGUCUUGUUGUGUGAUUAUGUGGUCUUUGAGGUUUCAUUGUAUGUGAGGGGCACUAGUAAAUCCGACGAUAAAGAAUUAAACCUUCUAGCUAUUAAAGUCAGGAGCGACUCUUGCCCAUCGGCUUCGCUGCUGAUUAUGCAAUCUUACACUAGCAGGCUUAGCACGCUGGGCUUUAAGCUCGGCCAUAUCAUUUCCUCUGUGGAAGCUACAAUCAGUGUGAAAGUCAUUUCUGGGCCACCGGAUGGUUUUCAUGGUAAGUUUUUUGCCUCUACUGACAGUAUAGAACAUGAAAUCUUGUUGCAUAAUUCUGGAGAUGAGGAAUUGCAUCAAACUGGUGAUGAGAUCAGCCUUUCACGGAGUGUUGUUUCUGUUGAAAGCCAUAGAAAGCUGACAGUUUCCGUUAGGGCUUCGGAUGGUUAUGUUACCUCAACGGGUACAAAGGAUUUUGAACCUCAGGAAAAGGGUACAAGCUCUAAAGAGAUUGACAUUGCUGGCUUGUGCCUGUUAGAAGUCACUGUCGCCUGGUCUCUUAUCUAUCACUCUUAGUAUCUAGCUAUCAGUGUAGUUUAGUUGCUGGAAGUACUGAUGUUGCAAAUACGGUGGGCAGUAGCAUGUUAAUGAAGAUUUCGAACUUGGUACUGUAAUGAUGAAACCAGGUCAUGUUUGCAUGUGGAUGGAGCAGAUUUGAUGUCGUUAUCGCCUCUCUUUUGGGCACACAUGAUGAAUGAUUAAUAUCCAUG
Phragmites australis (common reed) is the source of this 1711-nucleotide messenger RNA. RefSeq lists its product as uncharacterized. The record is from RefSeq and is a predicted model, not a curated record. The transcript is spliced from 3 exons. NCBI's taxonomy places the organism in Eukaryota, Viridiplantae, Streptophyta, Magnoliopsida, Poales, Poaceae. Bases 105 to 1517 code for a protein of 470 amino acids.